AUGCCCAUGGGUAUCUGUGCUCUCCAGUCAGGUCUGAUCCGGAUGUCUGAUGAUGAGUACUUCAUCGACCCCUUGCCCCAGCACCUAGCUGCAGAGCACAACUACAGCUCCCCGAGUGGACACCACCCACACGUGGUCUACAAACGCUCAGCUGAACACAAAGUCCAUGGUGGCCAGAGGUCCAUCCACAGCUCCCAACCUGACAACCCAUAUCUACAGCACCAUCACCACCGUCACCACGACUACCAGCACGGGAAGCUGCAGAGACAACACUUCUGUGGACGCCGCAAGCAAUGUAUGUAAGGGAACAUCCUUAUUAUUAUGACUGCCUUUGAUGCGCUCACAUGAGAAAAACACAUUACAGUCACGUGGGACAGUGUGUACAGGACAGUGGUAGUAGAGAUGGUAGAGAGACAUGCUUUGUAGUUUUAUCACAGAAACAGAAUGAUAACAAUGCAAUAACAUAAAGAAUGAAGGUCAAAAUGUCCAAAUGUUCUGCUACUGAUUGUUUAUGAUGUAAUGUGUACAAUGUACUUUGAUAUAAAUAGUGCUCAGAUAGCGUAGGGGUAUAAAGUAGCUGGGCUUUAUUGAAAUGAAUACUCGGAAGUAGCAUGAGGAGUGAAUGACUGUGAAUAUUUCCUGCUCUUUCAACACUCUGCCAGCCCUGUGCUCUUAUCAGGGAAAGGACCAGGAAAAAGGAGGAGCUGUCAUUUGAGCUCCUUUCCAAAGCAUUUCUCUCUCUCCCUGUCUCUCUUUCUCCCUCUUCAUAUCUCUAUCCAUCCCUACCUGCCCUCUAUCCCCCUUCCAUAUAUCUGCAGACACUCCCAAGCCCCCUGCUGAGGAUCGUCUCGUCAUGCCUGAUGAGUUUGAGCUCCCAGGCAGGGUGAAGCGAUCACCCAUCACGUCUAACAAGGUGGGGGGCCUGAAUGUGGAAACGCUGGUGGUGGCAGACAGGAAGAUGCUGGAGAAACACGGCAGAGAGAACGUCACCACCUACGUCCUCACUGUUAUGAACAUGGUGAGCAUGGGAGGGACUCCAGUCAUCAGUCAUGUAACAUAUCCCAAAGUAGAUUUUAUCCUAAAGCAAAACCCUGGCCUAAUGCUUGACAAACAAUGAAUGUCAUGAUUUAUGUAUUUAUUUCACAUAAAAUGUUAAGCAACGAUUCAUUUGAAACGAAAUGUUAAUCUAAAACUGGCAAUCUGGGUUUGUUUUGUUUUAGGUUUCCAGCCUUUUCAAAGACGGCACCAUCGGAACUGAUAUCAACAUUGUGGUGGUCAGCCUGCUUCUUCUAGAGCAAGAUCCAGUGAGUCACAUCAGUGCCUGACAAUAAAAUCACCAGCCUCCCCAACGUCAUGAAUUAUCCAGUCUCCCCUUAUGAUCUAUUCCUCUCUGUCUCCUCCCCAGCUCGGCCUGUCCAUCAACCACCACGCUGACCAGUCUCUCAACAGUUUCUGCCAGUGGCAGUCGGGCCUGAUUGGGAAGCGUCACGACCAUGCCGUGCUCCUCACCGGCCUGGACAUCUGUUCCUGGAAGAACGAGCCCUGUGACACCCUGGGUAAUGUCUCACCCCAGGGGGAGGGGAUGGUAGGGGUGGGGGCGGGGGGGGGGUGAAGUAGGUCAGCCAGGGCCCCUGAGAUGACUGUUGGAGAUUAGAGCCCUUAGUCAUGGUGCUGCUGGGGAAUUAGACGGCACCAGAGAUCAUGGGGUCACUUCCAGGGUGGGCGGGAUCCUGCAUGCUCUGCCUGGAUUCCCUCCGGCAGGGGAUUUCACCUGCACUAAAUACACCCUUGUAUAAACUCACGAACACACACAUACACACAAGUAUGGCCAUGCAUACACGCACACACAUGCACACACCCACACACAUCUUACAAACAUUCCCGCUCUCUCCUUCUCUUCAAUAGUGUGAACGAUUGGCAGCAUUGUCAGAUCAGUUAAAACUGAAGCAUCAGCCAACUAUAAUUAAUUCAUCUCAAAGGCUCCAAACCACAAGUAUGCACUUUGGGAGGUACAGUAUGAGGAGCAAGCGAGGCCUUGAUUUAAAUAUGCUCUUUGUAAUACAACCAACAGUUUUCAUGCUACAAUCCAUAGCGUUCAUGCUCUCUGUGGACCAUUUAAAACGUAAAGACUGCAUUUAUUGCCGUGUAACAGCAGUCUUGGCUCACUCUAAAAGCAGGAUUUGUGAGGUUGGUGAUAGUAAUGCCUGUAUUGAAAAUAAGUUUGUCUUGUAACACUGCCUAUGGCCUUCCUUCUCCCCAAACAGUUAUGUUGUCUGAUAGUUUUUGUAGAUAGACACAGUAGCUUUGUAUGAAUACAUAUUUGAGCCUGAUAUCGCCCUUACCUUACUCUUUAACUUUCCGCCUCUCCUCCUCUCCUUCUCCCUCUCCCUCUGCUUAUCUCUGCAGGUUUUGCUCCUAUAAGUGGAAUGUGUAGUAAAUACCGGAGCUGUACGAUUAAUGAAGACACAGGACUGGGCUUAGCUUUCACCAUUGCUCAUGAAUCAGGCCACAAGUAAGUCCAUCAAUGCCCUUGCUAUUAGCAUUAGCCAUUAGCUUUACCUUCACAUGGAGCAGAAUAGACCCCCAUGAAUUUUAGGAGAACAGGAGAACACCUAGUACAGGUGAUGAACGUGUUACUAUACAACAAUGUAUUCGUGGGACAUUAGUCCUAACAAAUGCAUGCAAGCUUCGUUUUUAUAGAAAGCCAUGCUUAGUUGCAAUGUGAUGGCUUGAGUCUACAGUGCAACAUCAAAGAAGAAUAGGUCCAUUUAAAGAAAGAAAUACAGACUAAAACAAUAACAUUACGCUAGCAAACUACUUAAUUUGCUUCAUGACAAUGUGUGAAACCAUAUAAAGUGCCACAGGCGAUGGGUAUGCUCUGGUUGUGGUUUACACGUUUCCAUCGAGAGAAGAGGCAGUUUAUAUUUGACAUUUGAGAUUAAAUUAUUAUGGUAAAGCCCUUUGUGUGCUUGGCAGUUUCUCAACACAAACUGGAAAGAACCUGUUCCUUAGAUACACCGAGCUGGUAACAUGUCAGAAUUCCUGUAAUUUUCAAUGGCUUAAUCACUUUGGUGAAAUUAAUAGGAAUCAUUCCCAGAAUUUGCACAUUGUUCAGAUGAAAACCACUUCCAGGCCAAAUACCAUUAAUCACUGACAAAUUGAGGAGAGGUUAUUUCUAAAUAGAUGACGUCGUCUUUUACAGACUAGUGAACCUCAGCUAUGUACUGUACUGUAGGAGGGUGGACCUAAGCAUUUUUAAUACUGUAUCAACACAUGCCUGUUUAUAACACAUCUGUUUCUAAACCAAGCAUGAGGCUAUGUUAGAAACAUGUGACCCAUCAUGCUCCAUGGAGCUUAACGAGUUUUAUAAAAAUAAAAUGUUGUAAGGUUACUUGGGUAAGAGUUCCAACCUGACCAGUAGAGUUCUGACCUGAGGCUGGACAUUAACAGUCUCUCUCUCUCUCUCUCUCUCUCUCUCUCUCUACCUCUCUCUCUCUCUCUCUCUCUCUCUCUCUCUCUCUCUCUCUCUCUCUCUCUCUCUCUAUCUCUCUCUCUCUCUCUUCUCUCUCUUCUCUCUCUCUCUCUCUCUCUCUCUCUCUCUCUCUCUCUCUCUCUCUCUCUCUCUCUCUCUGGCUGGCUGUCUCUCUCUCUCUCUCUCUCUAUCUCUCUCUGGCUGGCUGGCUGGCUGUCUCUCUCUCUCUCUCUCUCUCUCUCUCUCUCUCUCUCGCUCUCUCUCUCGCUCUCUCUCUGGCUGGCUGGCUGUCUCUCUCUCUCUGUCUCGCUCUCGCUCUCGCUCUCGCUCUCGCUCUCGCUCUCGCUCUCGCUCUCGCUCUCGCUCUCUCAUUCUUAAUGAUCUGUCUCUCUGGCAGUUUUGGGAUGAUCCAUGAUGGAGAGGGGAAUCCUUGUCAGAAAGCGGAAGGAAACAUCAUGUCUCCAACCCUGGCAGGAAACAACGGGGUCUUCUCCUGGUCUGCCUGCAGUCGCCAAUACCUCAGCCGCUUCCUCGGGUAAGCCUUAUAAAUUGACCUCUGAGAUGGCUGCCAUGCAUGUAAUGAUGUAGUUUGGUUCUCAUGCACCUGUUUGUGUUUAGGAGUCCUUAAUGAUAGGUCCCUGUCUGAUAGUUCAGUGUUUCUUGGUUUUGUUCCACAGAACAGCUCAAGCAUCGUGUCUGGUGGAUGAGCCCAGGCAGAUUGGGCAGUAUAAAUUCCCAGAGCAGCUCCCAGGCCAGCUCUAUGAUGCUGACACACAGUGCAAGUGGCAGUUUGGCUCCAAGGCUAAACUUUGCAACCUGGACUUUGUCAAGGUACCUGACACUGAUAGGCACAUUCGUUAGUGAGUUGCAUGAAACUGUCUGACAAGUGUGCUACUGGGAAAACUAGGUAGGGUUUAAACCAGUAUUAUUUAAUUUGCAUGAUCUUUGUGGGACAAACCAUUCUAUGUCCAAAACAGCCGUAUUUAACCUCCCAUUACAGUAUUCAAAACGGGUCCAACAGACUUGAACACAACCCUAAGGGAAUGGGCCUCUAUAAGCUUCCACUAUACUACAUUCAACAAGACAUGCAUUGAUAUGUAAAUCCAGCAUGAAUAAGGAACGGGUCAAGAAAAGGAGGUUGUGUGUGGGAAAUCAACAUCCACGCCAGUCCAUCUGUAGGAUUAGUGCUCAUGGUAUAGCCUGCUCCAUUGUACAUCCCCAUACAACCUUUUGUCUUCUCCUGAACCCCAGCCCUAAAUUUGAAUCCGUCUCCUGAACCGCGAUGUAGGUGACUCUACAUCUUAAUUAACAAGGAUUUGGGAUGUUUGCCUCCCCGUGUUUCUUCCCCCUGUUGGGAUUCUGCGGUCGUUUCGCACGGUGCAGGGGAGCUAAUUAGCCGCGUGCUCUGCUCUUACGGCUGGUCGUGGCACACUAGCCCAGUCAGUCUGCUGCAGAGCUAGAUUAACACAGGGGGACUAGCUCUCUCACAACCCCGGUCUCACUAGCUGUCUGCCAGAUGCAAUCGGGCGGCACGCCAGCGUGGCACAGGUCCACCGCAUGGCUCCCAAGGCCUCAUCUCUCCAUACUUACUGCUGCAUUGUGGGAAGAAAUUAAAUAUACAUGAAUAGUGUGUUUCAGGGAAUACAAUGAUUGGUUUUGACAGGUGUUUUGGAAAUGGGGGGUUAUUGCUUGUAACCGUGGCAGUGGAGUGUUGGUGGUGUAGUGGUGGUGUUCUGAUGAGGGGAGGCAGAUGCUGGACUCACUGUUUGGUGUGUCUGGUCACUCUGCAGGACAUCUGUAAGUCACUGUGGUGCCACAGGACAGGUCACCGGUGUGAGACCAAGUUCAUGCCCGCUGCCGAGGGCACCAGCUGUGGGACUGACAUGGUAAGUGUACCAUCUGUUUCCAUGGCAAUGUUGCCCAUCGUGAAUGGGAUGGGAGGAGACAGAGAUUUCCCUCUAACAUUAUCACUCAGUGUAACACACUUUCAAACACACACAGCCAUAAAAACACACAGGGACGCAUACACAAAUGCCUAAGGCCCAAGCACAUGCACAAAAUACAGGUUCACUCACAAAUCCACAUAUACACACACCUGCAGGAGCGUUCUGUGCAUUGUUAAAUGUCCCAUAAGGACACAAGGCUCCUAUUCUUUUUCUGCAGUGAAAGAUGAUAGUGGGAGAGAGAGAAAGGUGGUGAUGUGUGUGAGUGUGUGGUUUGGCUCAGAUAGGCCUAGGUCUCCAGGUGUGGUGCUGGGCAUUCACCCAAACCAGCAACCUCAGCAGUGGGGCAAGCCAAAGAUCCUACCACUGAUACUAACUCAACUUUUUCAUUUUUUCUCUCCACCCCGCCCUCAUCCCCUCUCUCUCUCUCUCUCUCUCUCUCUCUCUCUCUCUCUCUCUCUCUCUCUCUCUCUCCUCUUUCAACAGUGGUGUCGGCGAGGCCAGUGUGUGAAGUAUGGUGACCACGGUCCGAGAGCUGUCAACGGUCAGUGGUCAGGAUGGUCGGAGUGGUCGGACUGUUCAAGGACCUGUGGGGGAGGGGUGAUGUACAGGGAGCGAUCCUGCACCAGCCCC
Molecule: messenger RNA, 6048 nt
Organism: Coregonus sp. 'balchen'
Lineage: Eukaryota; Metazoa; Chordata; Actinopteri; Salmoniformes; Salmonidae
Source: the annotation of a GenBank genome assembly